AUGGCGAGAAUGGUGGACGGGAGCGGCUGUGGAGAGGAAUUACAGAACCCCGAGCGGCAUGGACCCGGCCGGGGCGCGGCCAGGUGGGGGCCACAGCACGCCGGCGCACGAGAAUUGGCCACUUUAUAUUCCCCAGGCAAAAGAUGCCAGGAAUGGACAAGUGUCCUCCUCUGCUUCUCUCUCAUGGCCUUCAAUUUCGUUCACCUCCUUGCCAAUUUCCACUUCGGACAUUUGUGGUCCAUCCUGUUGGGUAUUGCGGCAGGAAUCCUAACCGCAGACUUUGCGUCUGGGCUCGUCCACUGGGGGGCUGACACGUGGGGAUCGGUGGAUCUACCCAUAUUUGGAAAGGCCUUUAUCCGACCCUUCAGAGAGCACCACAUUGACCCCACGGCCAUCACCCGUCAUGACUUCAUUGAGACCAACGGCGACAACUGCAUGUUGACCAUCGUCCCGCUUGCCAACAUGGCCUUUAACUUUCUCACCCUCUCCCCAGCCGAGAUCUACCAUCUGUACCCGUGGUACUGCUACCUGUUUGCGCUGGGCAUAUUUGUGACCCUCACCAACCAAAUCCACAAAUGGUCCCACACCUACUUUGGCCUCCCGCGUUGGGUGGUCUUCCUGCAGGACUGCCACAUCAUCCUUCCACGCAAGCACCACCGCAUCCAUCACGUCUCCCCUCAUGAAACCUACUUCUGCAUCACCACAGGUUGGCUCAACUACCCCCUGGAGAAGUUAGGCUUCUGGAAGAACCUGGAAGAUCUUAUCCAGGGAGUCACUGGAGAGAAGCCCCGGGCUGAUGACCUCAAAUGGGCUCAUAAAGUCAAGUAA
Molecule: messenger RNA, 828 nt
Organism: Nerophis lumbriciformis (worm pipefish)
Lineage: Eukaryota; Metazoa; Chordata; Actinopteri; Syngnathiformes; Syngnathidae
Source: RefSeq, a predicted model, not a curated record